AUGGGAAUAGAGAAAAUUCGCACUACGCCCUAUCACCCGCAAUCGAACGGAAUCGUCGAACGAUGGCACCGAUCCAUGAAGGCAGCUAUAGUAGCUCGAUUAACUCCUAACUCUAACUGGAUUAUCGAGUUACCCACCGUGCUACUCGGACUACGCGCAGCCACACGAAGCGACACCGGUGUAAGCGCCGCCGAGCUAACAUACGGCUGCACACUACGCUUACCCGGUGAAUUUUUCACUCCGCCGUCAGCCACGCCUACCAUUAUGGAUUACGCCUACGUAGAAGACCUACGCCGAGCAAUCAACAGCCUACGACCAAUACCUACAGAGCCACAUAACAACAGCAGAGCAGUUUUCGUCCAUCCGCACCUACAAACUUGCGAGAGCGUAUUCAUGAGAGUAGAUGCCGUAAGGAAACCUCUAACAGCGCCGUAUGAAGGUCCUUAUCGUGUACUAUCGCGCACGGAUAAGUUUUUCACACUCCAGUUGCCAAAUCGACAAGCAACAGUGUCGAUAGACCGCCUGAAACCGGCCUACAUUCUCAAUGAAGACGAACCGACCGAAGAUACGACUACACCUGCAUCGCCUGAGAAGAACGCUCAUCAUACCAGUCCUCCACCAUCGAAUCGACCUACAUCGAGCACAGAAGAGAAGAAGACGCAGUCUGGCCGCAUUGUCAAGAGGCCGGUACGCUUCGCUUGA
Molecule: messenger RNA, 702 nt
Organism: Pectinophora gossypiella (pink bollworm)
Lineage: Eukaryota; Metazoa; Arthropoda; Insecta; Lepidoptera; Gelechiidae
Exons: 1
Coding region: 1-702 (233 amino acids)
Biological process (GO): DNA integration
Molecular function (GO): nucleic acid binding
Source: RefSeq, a predicted model, not a curated record